AUUCUCCGGCGACGACUCGCUUCGAUCUCCAGUUUCGUUUGAUUCAUACGAUCGUCUCUUUGGAAAUGGAGAUCCAAACCCCUCAGAUCGGUUCGUGCUCCAAAGAAGUCCAGAAAAUGUAUAAAGAAUGGUUCGAGGUGGCUGAUUCAGAUAAUGAUGGCCGCGUCACUGGAAAUAAUGCAAUAAAGUUUCUUUCUAUGUCCGGUUUAUCUCGACAAGAUCUCAAGCUGAUAUGGGCGAUUGCGGAUUCCAAGAGGCAGGGAUAUCUAGGUUUCAAAGAAUUCAUCUGUUGUAUGCAGCUGGUUUCGCUUGCACAAGGUGGUCAUGAAAUAUCACAUGAUAUCCUCCUCAAGGGUGAUGUGGACUUUGAGAAUAUCAAACCUCCUAGAAUGGAAGGUUUGGAUGAAUUAAUUGAGAAGAAGAAAGAUCCUUUGUAUUCGAAUAAACUCGAAAGCGACGGUGGUUCUCUAAAACCAGCACCAAUUACAUUUCAAUGGUUUUCUUCAAAACCAUCACAGAAGUUUUUGUCCCAUGUGACUUCAGUCCAAGAUGGCUUAAAGAAACUGUACAAUCAAAAGUUAAAGCCAUUAGAAGUUGCAUAUUGUUUUAAUGAUUUUGUGUCCCCAUUGUUGACGAACAGUGAUUUUGAUGCCAAGCCAAUGGUUAUGCUCUUGGGUCAGUAUUCCACUGGGAAAACGAGCUUCAUUAAACACUUGCUUAAGUGCAGUUAUCCAGGAGCUCACAUUGGACCUGAACCAACGACAGACAGAUUUGUUGUUAUUAUGUCGGGAACUGAUGAAAGAAGUGUGCCAGGAAAUACUAUAGCAGUUCAAGCUGACAUGCCAUUUACUGGUCUCAAUACUUUCGGAACUGCAUUUUUGUCAAAAUUUGAGUGUUCUCAAAUGCCGCACCAUCUCUUGGAGCACAUAACAUUAGUAGAUACACCAGGAGUGUUGUCAGGAGAAAAACAGAGAACACAAAGAGCCUAUGAUUUUACAGGCGUGACUUCAUGGUUUGCUGCCAAAUGUGAUCUUAUUCUUCUUCUCUUUGAUCCUCACAAGCUAGAUAUAAGUGACGAAUUCAAGCGUGUUAUUUAUUCUUUGCGCGGUCACGACGACAAGAUUCGUGUCAUUUUCAACAAGGCCGACCAAGUUGAUACUCAACAAUUAAUGAGACUUUAUGGAGCCUUAAUGUGGUCACUAGGGAAAGUCCUCAACACUCCUGAGGUUGUGCGUGUAUAUAUUGGAUCAUUCAAAGACAAGCCCGUGAACGAAGAUUUCACGGGUCCAAUCGGGAAAGAAUUGUUCGAGAAAGAACAAGGAGACCUUCUUUCUGACUUGAAAGACAUACCAAAGAAGGCUUGUGAUCGUCGAAUAAAUGAGUUUGUGAAACGUGCUAGAGCAGCCAAGAUACAUGCUUAUAUCGUCAGCCAUCUUAAGAACGAAAUGCCUGCAUUCUUUGGGAAAGCUAGUACCCAACAGAGACUAACUGAUAAUUUGGAAGACGAAUUCGUAAAGGUUCAAAGAGAUCAUCACCUACCUCCAGGGGAUUUCCCGAAUGUGGAAACUUUUAAGGAGAUAUUGAGGGGUUACAGCUUUGACAGAUUUGAUAAGCUGAAGCCUAAAAUGAUUCAAGAUGUUGAUGACAUGUUGGGUUAUGACAUCCCCGAUUUGUUGAAGUCUUUAAGGAAUCCUUAUGAUUAAUUAGUCUUAAUUAAUCCA
This is a messenger RNA of Hibiscus syriacus, 1721 nucleotides long. RefSeq names its product EH domain-containing protein 1-like. Gene Ontology annotation, molecular function: GTP binding; protein binding; calcium ion binding. The record is from RefSeq and is a predicted model, not a curated record. The transcript has 16 exons. Gene Ontology annotation, cellular component: cytoplasm; plasma membrane; intracellular membrane-bounded organelle. Gene Ontology annotation, biological process: endocytosis; endosomal transport. Bases 66 to 1703 code for a protein of 545 amino acids. Lineage: Eukaryota; Viridiplantae; Streptophyta; Magnoliopsida; Malvales; Malvaceae.